CUGAUCAUUUUUCCUUUAAUUGGUUCCAUCUCUUCCGUCUUCUUUCUCGGUUUUGCGUUGAUCAGGUUGAAUAUCCUUCUUUUUAUAGUUCGGAAGCUCCAUCGCCGCAUGAUAUACCCUCUACAACCUGAUAGAUCGAUCGAACUCGUCUCUCGGUUUGGGCACCGGUCAGGGAAUUAGGUGCGGCAUAUAUCGAUGCCUCGUACGGUUUCUAGAUCACCUUCAAGCAGGCGGUGGCGUUCACCCUCGCCAGUUAGUCAUAGGUACAGCAGCAGCAGGAGAAGCAGACGAGAUCGGAGCAGAUCUCCAUAUUCAUAUAGGAGAAGAAGUCCAUCUCCUUCCCCGAGAUGGCGCAAAAGCCGUUCACCCACUCCUAGGAGAAGAAAAAGUCGUUCCCCAUCUCUUAGGAGACAUAGAAGACAAAGAAGUAGGAGCAACACCCAGUCUCCCAUUAAGAAGUCCCCAAGUCCAAGUGUUCGGUCAAUUGAGCUCACGAAUUCCAUUGAGAAACUAAGAAAGGAAGAAGAAGAGAAGAAAAGGCGUCAAAAAGAAGCAGAAUUGAAAUUGUUAGAAGAAGAAACUGCUAGAAGAGUUGAAGAAGCUAUCAGAAAAAUGGUUGAAGAAACUUUGAACUCUGAGGAGGUCAAAUUGGAAAUCGAGAAGCGGAUUGCCGAUGGUCGAAAGAAGCUUCUUGAGGAGGUUGAUGCCCAACUUGAGAGAGAAAAGGAGACAUUUCUUACUGAAGCUAGGAAAAAGGCGGAGCAAGAACGCAGAGAAAGAGAGGAGUUGGAUAAAAUGUUGGAGGAGAAUAGUAGGAAGGUCGAAGAAUCUCAGAGGAGAGAGGCCCUGGAACAGCAACAGAAAGAGUUAGAGCGUUACCAAGAAUUGGAACGGCUCCAAAGACAGAAGGAAGAAGCCAUGCGGAGGAAGAAACAUGAAGAGGAAGAGGAGAGGGCAAGCCAGAUGAAACUUUUGGGUAAAAAUAAAACUCGUCCCAAGCUCUCCUUUGCAAUUGGGCUGAAGUAAAUAGGCCUGCUAAAAAUUUUCCAGCUGAACUAAGUUUCUGUAAUUGGCUGUAAUACUUUAGCCUUUGUUUUUGCCCCUGUAUUGAUUGAGGAAAAAAAAAAAAAAGAAAGGUUCUGCUUCCUUUUUCUUGGUCUGUAUAAUCUAUGGAAUACUUUGGUGCCAAAUUUUAAUCAAGUCAUUAUCUGCAA
Dendrobium catenatum is the source of this 1214-nucleotide messenger RNA. RefSeq lists its product as uncharacterized. The coding region runs from base 196 to 1026 and encodes 276 amino acids. Gene Ontology annotation, cellular component: mitochondrion; nucleoplasm. The record is from RefSeq and is a predicted model, not a curated record. Lineage: Eukaryota; Viridiplantae; Streptophyta; Magnoliopsida; Asparagales; Orchidaceae. Gene Ontology annotation, molecular function: cadherin binding. The transcript is spliced from 5 exons.